Messenger RNA from Lactuca virosa, 813 nucleotides. Lineage: Eukaryota; Viridiplantae; Streptophyta; Magnoliopsida; Asterales; Asteraceae. The record is from the annotation of a GenBank genome assembly.
AUGUCGAUGACUGCAAAUCAGAAUCAUGAUGAUGCAUCAUCUAGUGGUAACAUCAAGACUUGUGACAAGGAUAAUGUGAGACCUUGGUCAGAUCUUAACCAUGAUGUGCUUUCAUUAGUUAUGAUGCAACUGGGAUUUUUUGAUUUUUUUGCAUUUUGUGGAGUUUGCAAGUCAAUGAGGUCAGUGGCACUCGCUAACAGGAAAAGGUUUAUGGUGUCAAAACCACCCAUGUUAAUGCGUAUCUCUAAUACUACUACUCAUAGUUAUAAUGAUAAGGAAUGCUGCUUAGAGGAUUAUGAAGGAAGAAAGUUCAAAACCAUACUACGCAAUUCUGUUUGCAGCACCCUUGUAGGAUCAACCUGUGAUGUAGACAGUAAUUGUAUAUGGUAUUCUAUCGCGGGUGAGGGAGAAUGGAAUCGUGUCUCCUCCACUUUUAACAUCUAUAAUUUAUAUGUUUUCAAGAAGAAGAUAUAUACCAUAUGCUCUGAUGCCAAUUCAUGGAAAGUAAGACAUUUACGUGAACUCACACUCAAUCCUAAGCCUGAACUGACGUUGGUGGAAACCAAGAAUUUUCUGAAUGAAGCCAUAUAUUCUUCGUUGCUGCUUGUUGAAGAUACAAGAGAAGAACAUGAACCUGCAAUCUUUCUUAGCAACUAUGCAGUCUAUGGUGCUGCUGUUAAGCCAGAGUCGUGGGCUGACUCUGGGUCACAACACAUACACCAUAGAUUUGUUAGACAUAGCAGGUUCUUUACUGCUAAUCAAUGGUAUUUCCCACAUGAAUGUUUGAAUGUUAAUCUCUUAGAUGAGUCCUGA